UCCCCUCCUCUUCUCUCUGUCUACUAAUUAUCUCGGCUCUGUCAUUCGUUCGCAUGGCUUCUCCGUAGCUAUGCUGAUGACACCCAACUGAUCUUCUCAUUUCCACCCUCCGAAACACAGGUAGCGGCGCGGAUAUCUGCCUGUCUAACUGACAACUAUCAGUGGAUGUCUGAACAUCACCUGAAAAUCAACCCUGACAAGUCCGAGCUGCUAUUCCUUCCAGGGAAAGGCUCUCCCACCCAUGACCUGACUACCACCUUCAACAGCUCUGUGUUGGCCCCUGCCCCGACUGCCAGGAACCUCGGGGUGACACUCGACAGUCAACUCUCCCUGACGGCCAACAUCACUGCGACAACGCGUUCCUGUAGGUACAUGCUGCACAACAUCAGGAGAAUACGGCCUCUUCUUACUCAGAAGGCGGCACAGGUUCUGGUCCAGGCUCUGGUCAUUUCACGCCUCGACUACUGCAACUCCCUCCUGGCUGGUCUACCUGCUAAGGCCAUCCGACCUCUGCAGCUCAUCCAGAAUGCAGCAGCUCGACUGGUCUUCAGCCUCCCGAAAUUCGCCCACACCACUCCGCUCCUCCGCUCUCUCCACUGGUUACCGGUGGCUGCCCGCAUCCACUUCAAAACACUGGUUCUGGCGUACCGUGCUCUAGACGGAUCGGGCCCCGUCUACAUCCGGGAUAUGGUCACACCGUACACCCCGGCACGUUCGCUCCGCUCGGCAACAGCCAACCGACUUGUGACUCCUGCCCUUCGAGCUAAUCACUCGAAAUCCAGACUGUUUGCUGUCCUGGCUCCUCAGUGGUGGAACGAGCUCCCCUCUGACAUCAGGGCAGCAAAAAGUCUCUACAUCUUCCGCCGGAAACUAAAAACACAUCUUUUCCGACUAUAUCUGGAUUAAAACACAGAUUAGCACUUCAGUGGCUCUUAAAUAGCUCUUAUUAUGGUACUUUUGUAGUUCGACUAUGUUGAGGAAAUGUUACUUUCUGUAUUCUUGUUGUUCUUAGUUUGUACUCUUGGUUGAUGCACUUAUUGUAAGUCGCUUUGGAUAAAAGCGUCUGCUAAA
Pseudoliparis swirei is the source of this 1071-nucleotide messenger RNA. RefSeq lists its product as uncharacterized. The record is from RefSeq and is a predicted model, not a curated record. The coding region runs from base 166 to 906 and encodes 246 amino acids. The transcript has a single exon. Lineage: Eukaryota; Metazoa; Chordata; Actinopteri; Perciformes; Liparidae.